UCGUACAGAAGCGUCACCUGGCGAUAUUAUUCAAAAGUGCAGAUCUCCAGUAGAGAGCACACAUGGUACAGAGCACGUCUGGGAGGGAGCACGUAGUGUCACACGUGUAGUCCUGCCAAUAUUUGUUGUCUUUCUUCUUUUAUUCAGUGCUUCAGGCCAUUAACAAGAUGUUUUGGGGUCUGACCCUUGAGGUUGGUAAGCAGUACACACAGAUAGUGGAGGAGGGGUUCCAUAUCACCAGGGCAACCCUGGACCCUCUCACCAUCAAAGGCAAGGAAGGAGAGGGUGAUGCCCAUCUGGUGUACAUCCUUCGUCUGCGCCACAACAAGCAGGACUACAUCCUCUGUACGCUGGAGCCCAGCAAGCAGUACUCCGAACCGCUGGACCUCAGCUUCUCCGAGGGAGAGGAGGUCAGCUUCUUCCUGGAGGGGAGCGAUGAAGGAACCCUCCACCUGACAGGGUACCUGGAGGAGCUUCAGUCCAUGCCCCCCGAGGAGGUGAUGUUAGACAGUGACAUGGAGGAGAUGUCUUCUGAGGAGGGGGAGGAGGAGGAGGAGUCAAGUGAUGAGGAAGAGGUCCCAAAUGGCCUGUCACUACAUGCCUUAACUGCUGGAGAUGAGCUAGAAGAGGAGUCUGAAGAAGAGUGGGCACCAAACUCAGGUAAGAGCAAAAAGCGGAAGAGAGUGGGAGUAGCUGAGAAGGGCAAGAAGAAGAGAAAGAAGUCAGCAUCAUCAACAUCUACAUCAACAUCCACACCCAGUACAGGAGAAGAGGAGGAGGAUGAAGAGUUAUCUGAUGAACUGGAUGAUGAGGAAGAAGAUUCAGAGGAGUUUGAUUCAGAAGAAGAUGAUGAAGAUGAUGAUGAUGAGGAGGAGGAAAGUGAGGAGGAAAGUGAGGAGGAAGAGGAAGAAGUAGGAGAGAGCGCUAUGGACGGUGUGCGAGGUGUCCUUAACUUUGAAGAAAAUGAGAUGAGUGACUCGGCAAGUGGGGAGGACAGUGAAGAGGAGGAGUCAGAAACCAACCACAGUGAACCUUCCACCCCUGGAGACACUCCGGAGGUCAAGGGCAAGAAGCCACAGCAGAAGUCCAACAAGAAAGGUCAAGGUCAAAAGACUGUUGUCAAACAGCAGAAAAAUGAUGUGGAGACACCUGUUGCUGAGAGUCUGACAGGAAAGAAGAAGAAAGCCCAACAGCAGGGGAAGACUGAUGACAAUAAGACAGCAGAGAAGGGUGCUCCGCAGACCAAGAAGGAAAAGGAAACUCCAAAGACCAAAGUGGUGAAUGGAGAAGCCCCCAAACCCAAGGAGCAGACACAAACAGCAUCUCAGAAGAAAAAGAACAAGAGAAAGUCAGGGAAAGAGUUCCAGGAUGGUGCAACCACACAAAAUCCAGCAAGUGAGCAGGCAGCAGGGCCAAACAGCAAUAAGAAGAAGGCAGCUACACCAGCAAAACAGGUUCUCCCUGGAGGUUUGGUUGUCAUAGACAGAGAGCUGGGCGCAGGCAAGGUUGCAAAGGCUGGACGAAGGGUUGGUAUGUACUACAAAGGAACUCUCGCCCAGAACAACAAAAACUUUGACAGCCGUCAGAACGGAAAGCCCUUCACUUUCACCCUGGGUCACGGAGAGGUCAUCAAGGGAUGGGACAUGGGUGUACAAGGGAUGAAGAUUGGAGGGAAGAGGAGACUGGAAACUCCUUCUGGCUCACAUGGGAUCCACUUAUUGAUCUCAGCCAUCUGUAACCUCACCAGCCUGCUUUCAUUCACCACAUGGUAUGGCAGUCAGAGAGUGGGCCCCAUCCCAGCCAACAGCAAACUCAUCUUUGAAGUGGAGCUGAAGUCUGUCAGUUAA
Molecule: messenger RNA, 1847 nt
Organism: Branchiostoma floridae (Florida lancelet)
Lineage: Eukaryota; Metazoa; Chordata; Leptocardii; Amphioxiformes; Branchiostomatidae
Product: FK506-binding protein 4-like
Exons: 16
Coding region: 168-1847 (559 amino acids)
Molecular function (GO): peptidyl-prolyl cis-trans isomerase activity
Source: RefSeq, a predicted model, not a curated record